AUCUGUGAUCCCCUUCAUUACAUUGCCCGAAUGAGCAGGAAACACUGUGCUGGGCUUAUAACUGCAGCAUUCACUGGUGGAUUUGCUGUCCCUGUCAGCUUUAUUGUACUUUUACCUAAACUAUCAUAUUGUGCUUCCCAUCUUAUUAACCAUUUUUUCUGUGAUGUCACACCAUUGCUAAAACUUUCCUGCAGCAGCACUUUUAGUGUGGAACUUUUCAUUUACAUUGAAGGGACAUUGCUGGUUUUCAGUUCCUUCCUCCUUACUCUGAUCUCAUACAUAUUUAUCAUCUCUGCUAUCCUGAAAAUACAAUCCUCAGAGGGGAGACAAAAAGCCUUUUCUACCUGUGCUUCUCACCUGGCCUGUGUGAUAACCCUUUAUGGGGCAGUUUUGUGCCUGUAUAUGAGACCCACCACAAGUUAUUCUCUAAAGAGGGACAAGUAUUUUUCACUGUUGUACUUUCUCUUGUCCCCUGUGAGCCCAUUUGAUGUACAACGUUACUGUGCUUUCAAGCACCAUUUCUAUAAGUUCUGA
Xenopus tropicalis (tropical clawed frog) is the source of this 534-nucleotide messenger RNA. RefSeq names its product olfactory receptor 1019-like. The transcript has 2 exons. The annotation marks the transcript as partial. Gene Ontology annotation, molecular function: olfactory receptor activity; G protein-coupled receptor activity. Gene Ontology annotation, biological process: detection of chemical stimulus involved in sensory perception of smell; G protein-coupled receptor signaling pathway; signal transduction. Lineage: Eukaryota; Metazoa; Chordata; Amphibia; Anura; Pipidae. The record is from RefSeq and is a predicted model, not a curated record. Gene Ontology annotation, cellular component: plasma membrane; membrane.